Messenger RNA from Micropterus salmoides (largemouth bass), 1484 nucleotides. RefSeq names its product protein SREK1IP1-like. Gene Ontology annotation, molecular function: zinc ion binding; nucleic acid binding. Lineage: Eukaryota; Metazoa; Chordata; Actinopteri; Centrarchiformes; Centrarchidae. The transcript has 5 exons. The record is from RefSeq and is a predicted model, not a curated record. Bases 135 to 668 code for a protein of 177 amino acids.
AAAGAAGAAGAUGGAUCCCAGUAGUUUCUAGAACAAAUGUUUCCGGUCGGCGGUAUUUUGAGUGAAGACAGGUUAAUUCGCGUGCUAAAAACUAUUUAGUUUUGUACUUUUCCGGCUUUAUCCUGGAUAAUUCAAUGGCAGACCCAGGUCCCAAUAAGGACAACAUCAGAGCUGGGUGCAAGAAAUGUGGAUAUCCGGGCCACUUGACCUUUGAGUGCCGAAACUUUGUCAGAGUUGACCCCCAGAAAGACAUUGUUCUGGAUGUAAGCAGCACCAGCAGUGAGGAGAGUGAAGAGGAUGUUCCUGCAGUUCAGCGCAUUGACAAGCUGGGGCGAAGUGGCCAGCAUCGCAGAGGUUCCCAUGAUGACGACGAUGACAGAAAAAAGAGACACAAACAGAAGAAGAGCAGAGACAGAAUGUCAAGAAAGAGGUCUGCAUCGUCAUCGAGUGAUGAGAAGACCGGGAAGAAGAAAAAGAAACGCAGCAGGUCCUGCUCCUCGUCUGACGAAGAGAAGAGGAGGAAGAAAAAGAAACUGAAAAGCCACAAGAAGAAAAGCAAAAAGAACAAAAGGGAACAGGGGAAGAAUCACAAGAAGAAAGAAAAAAAGAGGAAACACAAAUCCUCAUCUUCUUCUUCCAGCUCCAGUGAAUCUUCAGACAGUGACUGAGACAACUGAACAUAUUUAUUAUUUGCAGACAUUGUAUAAAUAAGAAACCUCAUCUUGUCCACCAACAAGUGUCCAUUACUGAGACAUGGGUUUGAAUGUUAAUUUGUUCAUUGCAGAUAACAAAUCUGUUUGCGGUUCUCUAAAGCAUUUUGGAAAACAUGUGCAAAGCCAGGGGAGAUGUUCAGAUAUACCAUUCCAUUCUCCUUCCACUGUCAUUUUACAUUUGACACUGUUUGUUUUGUACAGAGGGAUCUUAAGUGACACAUGGUACAUUCUCUUGACAUACAUAUUUCUGAACAUCACUGUAUGGAAGUCCAAUCAAGAAAUAUUUUAUAAAUUCAGGGGGAAGAGCCUUGAUAUUUUUGCUGUGAAUGUUUUCAGGUGCUGUUUUUGUUUUCUUUGUAUUUUAUAUACUUGGCUGCUUCAAUGCUUUUGGGAUUGUACCCAACAUUCUUACAUUUUAAAAGGUCAAAUGUGUAUACACAUGAUUUGACUCCCUGAAAUUUUUGGUGGACUGGGAAUAAUUGCGGUUGGCGGUUACAAUGACUAGAAAUACUUGUGGUUGAUGUAUUGGCCAGUAUUAAUGAGGAUAAUAAUAUUAACAGUCAGCUCAUUUCUUAAUCAGUGCUGGCAUUUCGGCAGAAGUUGAACUAAUGUCUAAUAUCGGUAGACAAACUCGAGGUUUGGUCUUCUUUCAUUAUGUAAUGUGCUUAAAUGUUUAUACUGUACUUUUUGCAGGGACGGCUUUAGGUACAAUGAAACUCCUUGAAGUUCCUGGUAAGACACUGUUUCCUAGUAAUGGGAUUGUUGAAAAAA